This is a messenger RNA of Magallana angulata, 2624 nucleotides long. Its product is annotated as BRISC complex subunit Abraxas 2-like. Gene Ontology annotation, biological process: protein K63-linked deubiquitination; mitotic spindle assembly; attachment of spindle microtubules to kinetochore. The record is from RefSeq and is a predicted model, not a curated record. The coding region runs from base 299 to 1966 and encodes 555 amino acids. The transcript is spliced from 8 exons. Lineage: Eukaryota; Metazoa; Mollusca; Bivalvia; Ostreida; Ostreidae. Gene Ontology annotation, molecular function: microtubule binding; polyubiquitin modification-dependent protein binding. Gene Ontology annotation, cellular component: nucleus.
CAUACUGGAUUUGUUCUAGUAUUUCUGGAGGUUUUUUACUACACUUUCGGAGGUAUGCGUCAUGUGAAUUUAAUAUCCGGAACUUUCAAUCCCACUUUUACAAUGAAUGUCAUACUUCCUGAAGUGAUACUGCUGACUAAAAUUAUUGUAAACAUAAGUUCAUUAUAUUGUAUUUCAUGUCCGUAUUGAAAUUUAAUUUGAUUAUAAUAACUCAAAAGGAGCAAUUCCUUGUUUUCAUUGACGGCAUCAAAGAGACAGCUUGAUGAUUUGAGGCGAUGGUGAUGAUUAAUUUGGAAAAAUGGCGGCAAUUGUUUCAGGCACUGUCCUAGCUUCCUUGUUCUAUGACCACUCGGACGUGGAAGGAGAUCUGGAAGGAUUAUUGUUUGGAAAAGUCACUCAAAGAGUAAAGGACACUAUAAGUGAUUCUCAAAUAAACAACUAUAAGGUGGAAACCAAAACUUAUAUAUAUUCCUAUCACAAAGGUGAUAAAAGUAAGAAAUUCUAUGACCGAGCUUGUCGAAUUGAUACUCAGCUGAUCCGAGGAAUCACACCAGAAGGGUCCCAGGUAAUUGGUUGGUUUCGGUUCCGACACAAUACAUCGCCCUACCCUUCACUGAGAGAACAAACCAUCCACAGUAAUUUCCUGGCCAUUCUGCCAAGUGAUCACCAGUCCAACUUCAUCUUCCUGCUCUGCACUGGAUCACCUUUUGAAAAUCUGUCAACUCACAACUUUGACUUUGAUGUUCUAAAACUAAAUGCAAACUCAAAGCUAUUUGUACAUGUACCCCUGACAGUGCUAAAUCUAGGGGACACAACUCACUCCGAGUACAAGUACGAAUGCACUGCUACAGCCUACAGUGGGUCGGGGAGUCUGUGCAAAGUCAUUGGCAAACACAAGCCAGGGUUACUAGAUGGGGAAGAACAGCCUAGUGAGGUAAACAAGAUAAGAAGUCUAGCAGGGGAUUUACAGUCCCAGUUAGAGGGACUGACAGAUUUGGUGGCAGCCAGUGAAAUUAAACUCCAAAAUCUACAGCAGGAGAUUCAAAGAAAGCAAAAAGUGCUCAGAGACUCGCUGGAGAGCAAAAGGAAAGCAGAAGCAAAGGCACAGGCCAAAAAGGAUGCUGAUGCUGAGCAAGCAAAGGCCAAACAUGAACAAAAGAAAAAAGAUAAACAUGGCGUCUCACACUCAAUAAAGCUGCCAAGUGACUCCUCACACUCGAGACGACUCAGCAGCAAUGAGGACACUCAGCCCGAGCACAGUCCCACUCCUCAUUACUCGAGGAAACUCAGCACGGACUACGAGUUCUCAUCGUUAGAUGCUAUGGAGAAUGACAUCCCCCAGAAAAGCUCGCUGACAGACCUGAGUGAAAAUGAUUUGCCGGAGGUCAAACCAGAAGAGAAUCUAAUCACAAUGCAAUCGGACAGUGAUCAUAAUUUACUUGACGAGCCUGUAAAUGAAAAGUCAGAGAAUGUUAAGCACACACCUGUUGACACAUCAUCAAAAACUGUUCAGAAACCGAAAAAUUCUGAUCCAUUUAGUUUUGUAGAGGGUUUUUUAGCUCAAGAGAAGUCUGCAAUACAGAAAACAAAUGCAUCCAAAAAGUCGACAAAAGUGGAGAGUGAUGCUAAACCAAGAAACAAUGGACCCAAUGGAAAGCCUCAAUCAACUAGUGCAAUAAACUCGAAAGAAACGAGAAGUGGUAGAAACGGUACAAGAAACAGACCAGCACAAACAGUCAGUGACCCAGAAAAUCAGAGGGUCACACGGGGUCAGAGGUCAAGAUCAAGAGAGAUCAAAGGAACUCGAGAUGAUUCCUCCAACAUUAACAGUAGCUUGGGAUUACCUGGCAAAUGUGCAAUGGAAGCCAACGGAGAGGUGCAAGUGACUGUACUUGACUCCUCGGAUGAGGAGGUGAAUCCGAGGACCAAAGAGGAGUUCAAUGUGUCCUCCUCCCCCGUGUUUUAAUGUUAUCAUGCUUCAUGCCAUUGUUAUUUUGUUGGUGCUUGUUUUUGUUGUUCAGUUGUUAACAGUUCUUGACAAGUUUCAUUUCAUCUUUUGAAAAUUUGAGCAGUAGGCACAUCUGUGACCCUUAAGUAUAUACUCAACUGACUGAAAUUUAAUACUAUUCAGACCUGGUUAGGUUAAAACAUAGUAUUAUUCAUUUGGUUAGAGUACUCAUUUUCUGUUCUCUGUGCCAUUUUAUAAAUCUACAAAUAAGCAUAGUUUGAAAAUUGAAAAUUUUGUUACCUUGUUUCAUUCCCGUUUUAAAUUGUCUGCUGUCUAUUUGGCAUUCUUGUGUAAUCCACGACUCUGAUGAGCAAUUUAUGCAUAACCUCCAAGAUAUUUUACUGACCAGUAUUUGUGCUUUUAAACUUUGCUGUUUUGAAGUGAAAACUGCCUUAUCCCUACCAUAUCUCCCGAUUGUCAACAGAUGUCAACUGCAACAUUACUUGUCCACAGAUCACCAUUUUAUUGAUAUAGUGGAAAAAUAAGAUUUUGACAGAAAGAUUUAUUGUGAUUUUUGUGCAAACAGAUUUCUUCAUUCAGUUUAUUCAUUCAUAGGUCAGUUAAUAAAAUGCGAUAUCAGCUGUAUUAUUAUGUGAUUAAAGAUACAUUAAUUUUA